This is a messenger RNA of Prosopis cineraria, 2979 nucleotides long. RefSeq lists its product as uncharacterized. The coding region runs from base 91 to 2667 and encodes 858 amino acids. The transcript has 2 exons. The record is from RefSeq and is a predicted model, not a curated record. NCBI's taxonomy places the organism in Eukaryota, Viridiplantae, Streptophyta, Magnoliopsida, Fabales, Fabaceae.
ACUUUUCCUUCGCUUCAAAGUCUUCCUUCCUUCGUUCGUUGCCAUUCCAUCCGCCCCCGAGAAGCUCACUCUGUUUAUCUCUCUUCAGCAAUGGCGGAUUCGAGCCCUUACACCAAACCCCAUUUCACAUUAUCUCAGGCGAACGCGCCGAUCCGACCGAAACCCAAUAUCAACAAAGCUUAUGGGUUAUUCAGUAGAAGAAAUGUUGAGCCUGACAUGGAAAUAGAAACUCAAUCCAUUGUUGACAAUACAUCUUGUUAUGUCUCCACAAUGUUUCCCGUUUCAUCUGUUCUUAGCGACGAGGGUGAAAAUCCAUGUGGGUAUGAUGAGAAUAGGAUGAUGAUGCAUUGUAAUUGGAAUUAUUCGCAGUACUAUGAAAAUAAUGCUCUUGCGGUAAUGGAUGAACAAUACAAACCCCAAUCGCCUCCUCCAGAAGAUAACUUCUCUGAUGGUAGAUAUGAUGAAACCAAUGUGGUUCAAGCUUGGAAUUCUGAGUACUAUCACAGACAGCCAAUGGUUGUUGUGACUCAUCCAUACUACACGAUUGGUGAAUGUGAUGAGAUUGUAGGUUAUAAACCAUUAGGAUUACCAGUUAGGAGUCUAAGAUCUACUGCUGGAGAUUUAGACAGUCCUGUUCGUACCAAUGAAAGUGAUUCAAGUUCUGGUUCAAGGGGUUCAUCUAGGCGUUCAGUUAAGAGUAGAGAUAGGAAAUUUGGGGAUCUGGGUCCUUACGAUAUUGACCAAAAGCUUAAUGAUGCUGUUGGAUCUGCUUCUCCCAUUCCAUGGCGUUCAAGUUCUAAAAAGAUGAAAAAUGAAGAAAAUCAUGGAAUAUUCAGUGACGCUACUGCAUUAGCUUCUUCCAUUCCAUGGCAAGAAAGGUCAGCAGAAGGGGUGGAAAUUGAAGAGAAUCAUGGAGAGUUUAGUAAUGUUGCUGGAUCUGCUUCUCCCAUUCCAUGGCAUUCAUGGUCUGGAAGGAUGAAAAAUGAAGAAAGUUUUGGCAAGUUUAGUGACGUUGCUGCAUCAGCUUCUUCUAUUCCAUGGCAAGAAGAGUCUAAAGGGGUGGAAGUUGAAGAGAAUGAUGGAGAGAUUAAUCAUGUUGCUGGAUCUGCUUCUCCAAUUCCCUGGCAAGCAAUGUCUAGAUGGAUGGAAAGUGAAGGAAAUUGGGACAAGUUUAAUGAUGUUAUUGGAUCCUCUUCUAUUCAAUGGCAAGAUAGCUUUAGAGGGAUGGAAAUUGAAGAAAAUCAUGGAGAGUUUGCUGAAUCUGCUUCUCCAAUCUCCUGGCAAACAAGGUCUGAGGCAAUAGAAAGUGAAGAAAAUCACAGGAUAUUUGAAGAAAAUCACAGAAUAUUUAAUGAUGCUCCUGGAGCGGCUUCUCCAGUUCCAUGGCAUUUGACGUCUGAAAAAAUGGAAAGUGAAGAAAAUCAUGGUAGCAUUGCCCAUCCUUCACAUUUUAGGCCUCUUUCAGCUGCUGAAACCAAAUCAGAGUCGUUCAACUCACAGGUUUUUCAGAGUAGAUCAUCUCUCUCAUCACACAGAAGCACAUAUUCUUCAGAUUCUAUUUUAUCAGAUAACAUGAACUUAGAAUCAGAAGAGAUGGGACAAAAGAAGACUUCUGAUGGAUCGUCUUCUGAAAAAAUGAACUUCCAAGAGGAAGAUUCAGGAGAAAAUUUGGCUUCCCGUGGGUCUUCCCCGAGAAUCAGAAAGAUGGCAACCAGGGAAAAAUAUGCUACUGUUUCUCGUCCUUCACAUUUUAGGCCAAUGUCAGUUGAUGAAACUCAAUUUGAGUCACUUGGUUCGCAGUCUUUCAAGUCUACAGGGUCUUUGUCAUCACGAACAAGUUUAUUAUUGUCUUCCUUGGACUCUGUCCCAUCAGAAAACUUGAACCUGCCCAAGGAAGAUGCAGGGGAAAAUAAGAGUUCUCAUGGUCCUUCAAGUUCACCAUCACCACCAGCUAGAAAAAGGACUGAAGAAGCUUCAUCAAACGCAUUUCAUUCCCGUGCAUAUAGUGUUGGUUCCCUGCUCGAGGAUGGCUCGAAAAGUGGCCUGAAAGAUGAAUGGAUUGAUUUGAAUGGGAAUGGAAGUGAGGAUCAAUCUCGCAACAAAGUGGCAGGAUUGCAUUUGCAAUCAGACACUGAAAAGAAUAGAAGUUUAGCCAAAGCUCCUACAAAGGGAAAAUCAGUUAGAACUAGGAGAACCAGUGGAUUGACUUCUGAGACAAUGAUGAGAACAAGAGAUGUGCACAGUAAGCAAACUGAUGAGAGGGUGGAAAAGAAGCCUGAUAAUGUUGAAUCUGUGUUGAUUAGAAGAGAAAAAUUGAGAAAAGGAGGACCUGAUCGUCCUUCGAAAGGCAGCAAUAAACAAAACACUGAUCUUCCCUGUCCUAAGCCUGAAGGAUCAUUUUCCUGUUAUCCUAAAAGGGAUAAGGAAGAACUAUCAAAGAAUGUGGAAAAAGAAGACUUGUUUAUUGAGCCUGAAAGCUUGAAGAUGAGCUCACACGAAGAUAGGGUGUCUGAAUGUGUCAACGAUUCAGGAUUGGAUUCUGAGGUUGAUAAGAAAGCUAGUGAGUUCAUUGCAAAGUUUAAAGCACAGAUUAGACUUCAGAAACAAGCAUCAAUGGACAGAUCAAGAGGGCCAAGUACAAUGAAAAGAGUAUUAGGUGAUACAUGAAACAUCUGCAGUUUCAAUUUCCUGUGGUUUCUAACAAGAUAACUGCGGAGUUUCUCAAGAGAUCAUCUAAUAUACUGUUUUCAUGGAGCUUUCUCCGUUUUAACAUUGCUUUCAGUGGUGCAGCUUCUUUCUGUUAUUUGUUUUCUAUUCACAUUUUUUCUUCUGCACCUUGUAACGGUAUAAAAAAGUUGUGUUUACAUUGAUUCUGGAAACGUGACAUUUGAUUUCAAUCAUGUAGAUCAUGGAUCAAGUCUUUGAACUGUUUUAACUAUCAAAGAUUCUACUCGAGUCUAGACAUAGUUCUGUUCUGCC